This is a messenger RNA of Vittaforma corneae ATCC 50505, 615 nucleotides long. RefSeq lists its product as uncharacterized. The record is from RefSeq and is a predicted model, not a curated record. Gene Ontology annotation, biological process: positive regulation of protein phosphorylation; rescue of stalled cytosolic ribosome. NCBI's taxonomy places the organism in Eukaryota, Fungi, Microsporidia, Nosematidae. Gene Ontology annotation, cellular component: nucleus; cytosol. The transcript has a single exon. The coding region runs from base 1 to 615 and encodes 204 amino acids. Gene Ontology annotation, molecular function: protein kinase C binding; translation regulator activity; ribosome binding.
AUGGUGCUUUUAUUCCUUUGGAAUACUCUUGGGGAGAAAAUAGCGGUUUUUGAUAAGUCCAUUGAGCAUGCACACAAGAUGUGGGUUAAUGCAGUUGGGUUUGUUCCAAAGAGCAACGAUGUUCUUGUAACUGCCAGUGAGGAUGGCACAGUCAAAAUGUGGGAUCUUGAAUCCAACAGACUCCUCAAAACCUUCUUCAAUGGUGCACUCAUUGAUUAUGAAAAGGCCAAGGAGAACAAGACGCAGGUUAAAGACUGCGACUAUGAUCUUGCAGUUAAGGCCAUAGCAUUUUCCAAAGAGGGAUCGCUUCUUGCUUACGGCGGCAGAAACUGCAAGGUUUAUCUGCUGAAUCUUGCCGAUGGAGAGUUUCUACAGACUAUUGAUAUUCCCGACAAGGUCAUUGCACUUGCUUACGGUGAAACCCAGCCGUUAGUGGCUAUUUCUAUUCCCAAUAAAAUCCUACUUUGGAAUAUUAUUGAAAAUAAAAUGGCUGCGGAGUAUGUGUUUGCUCAGAAGGGCGAGAACUACUGCAGGUCGUUAGUUUUCAUUGGAGAUGAAAUAAUUGCAGGAUUUGAUGAUGGCAGGGUGGCUAGAAUUGAGUUGUCCAGAAAUUAA